CCCGUGUGUCAACCCGAAGCGACUGUCAAUUUCUCUUCAUGUAGAAGUGGAAGAAGUUUGGUUUCCAGGCUCGAGUCGUUCUCCGCCUCCAGAAGAAGCUCCCUCACUGCAGCUGCUCACACCGACACCGGUCACUGCCGGCUGGGGAGAGAAGUCACGUUAGCGUGUGUCCCCGGGUCGGUUCUUCUGUCGAGAGCUAAUCUGGAACAACUUGUUCUCGUUCAAACAAUAAUGGACACUGUGGUGAAAUUCACAAGUAUUAGUCAAGGAAAAGACCGCGUGUUCUCAGCCACCCAGUUCGCGUGUGCUCUCUCCACACAUCUACUCCGCAGCAACUCCCAGAGGAAGGAGCUCGUGGCCAAACUGAAGAUUGUGGAAGCCAACAUCAGUGCUGGACGAAAAUUGUUGAAGCUCGGAAACGCAGUGAACUCCGUCGAGGCUGCCAAACGAUCCCUGCGACUCUCUGACCGAGUGCUGUGCCUGUGCCUCACUGCAGCCAACAUCAACCGCGCCCUCUCCCUUAUCUGCGACAAUGUACUUUGGGCCAGAAGUGUCGGUCUUAUCCGUGACAUCAACCAGAAAAGUUGGAGCCUAACCUCCUCCCGCUGCUACUUCCUCGCAGUGAUUAUGAAUGUGACUAGAGACCUUUAUGUGGUGCUCCAGUUAAUGAUGCAGAAAGCAAAAGAUAAAGACUUUAGACAGAAAAUGUCUCUGCACCUCAGCGAGAAUCCUGAAGUGGCUGAAGUUGUCAUUCCUCAGCUGGAUGCGUUUCUCUUUCUGCUGUUCGAAAGCCUUAAAUCGCACCCGGCUGUUGCCUUGGACACCCUGAAAAACGUUUGUGAUCUGUUCAGUCCGUUAGACAGGUUGGGAAUUUACCCAUCAAAUGCAGGAGUGGUGGCCUUUUGUGGUCUGGUAUCCUCACUGAUUGGAAUAGUGACCAUCGCAAAGCCCACUUUAAAUAUAAAACCAUGAUAACAAAGGUGCAGGUAAAGCUUACGGACUGACUGCAGGUCAGAAGGUGAAUUGUGAUAGGUGUUGAUUAUUGGUGUCAGUUAGCUGGAGCUGUAAUGGUGGGCUGGGGUUAACCUGGUGCACAGCGAGAUUAGUGACACACACCUAGGGCACAUUUCUAACAUUUAUGAUAGAAUGACAUUUGUGUUUAACACCAAACCCAAGCCUGCAAUAGCUGAGGGUCUUUUAAACACUUGAAAAAGUUGAAAUCACAGGUUUAAAGGGGAACAAAUCAAAUUUAUGUACGAAAUAUUCAAAGUUUAUUUAUUUAAUUUAUUUAAGAGCCAAGUCUUAACCAAUGUGCAUUCCUGUCUUCUUGAAAAACCACAAACGACACCAGAAGUUUUACUACUAGUGUACUUUUGAUAGAAGGGCUACUUCCUUAUACACGCUUUUGUAUUUUGUAUUUCAAGAGAAGGAGAAGUGUCAAUGCGGGUGGCAGUGUCACUUCAAGUACGCCGUCUUUCUCUGUGCACUGUUUGUGAUCGAAUGCUGCUAAAGGUUUUACCUCCUUCGAAAUGAUGAAUCAGCUACUUCUCAUGCAAAAGUGCUUUUAGAGGGGAGGCCACUAAAUACUACACACUGAUCCUUUAACUGAUUUUUACUCUGCCUCUCAGAGCAGACUCUCGACUUUGUGACUGUUAAAAGGGUUUAAGGUUUGUUAGCCUAAAGAAAAGAAAAAAAAAAAAGUAAAAUGUAAACACAAAUCAUAAUCAUGUCACUAUUUUAAAAAGAGAAACUGUUUACAUCGAAAUUCUUAAUAUAUAGUUUGGAAAUUGAUACGCAUGUUUUAUUUUUUCUUCUUAAUCUUUGUUAUACACACACAAGACCUCAAAGCUGUGAUUUACAUGUGAUUUUUAGCACAUGUAAUGGUGUCAUCCAGUUUAGAAAACGGUAAUCAAUAAACAUCCA
Molecule: messenger RNA, 1923 nt
Organism: Pleuronectes platessa (European plaice)
Lineage: Eukaryota; Metazoa; Chordata; Actinopteri; Pleuronectiformes; Pleuronectidae
Gene: pex11a
Product: peroxisomal biogenesis factor 11 alpha
Exons: 3
Coding region: 232-972 (246 amino acids)
Biological process (GO): peroxisome fission; regulation of peroxisome size
Cellular component (GO): peroxisomal membrane
Source: RefSeq, a predicted model, not a curated record